UGGCGGGCCGUAGUUCUGGACGAUGGGCAGCAGCUCGAGUUGUCCUUCGACGACCUCAGGGGCGCAUUCUACCUACUGCGAUUACCGAAGGCUUGGGGGCCGCUAUUCGCUUUCAACAUGGAGUUCGAGGCUUCCCAGCUGGGUCUUGCUGGCUGGGGCGACGAUGGUAUAUUCCAGGGGGCCGUCACGAUGCCUACGGGCUGGAAGAAUGCUAUUGGCAUAGUGCAGUACGUGCACCGCCGGCUUCAAGUCCGCAAGGACAGGUGCUCCCGGCCGCUGGUUGCCAGGCCGGACUUGGCGGCCCCCGCCCAGUCGGGCCAGGCCGGCCGUUUGGACCAGUUCCGGCAGCCUUAUUGCGACGACGCCGACUAUGCCCGCAUUGUCGGCGCCCGCCGCUGUUUCCAGGAGUCGAUCGAGACCGAGAUGGGCCCGGCGGAUGCCGCCAGGGCGCGAUACGCCGCGCGGGAGGUGCCGCCGCCCUCGACGAGUGGCACGCGGGUCCAGAGUGUCUGCCGCCUCGGCGCUCUC
Prorocentrum cordatum is the source of this 528-nucleotide messenger RNA. Lineage: Eukaryota; Dinophyceae; Prorocentrales; Prorocentraceae. The record is from the annotation of a GenBank genome assembly.